Messenger RNA from Scheffersomyces coipomensis, 3177 nucleotides. It is a transcript of the gene GDH2, whose product is annotated as glutamate dehydrogenase (NAD(+)). Gene Ontology annotation, molecular function: L-glutamate dehydrogenase (NAD+) activity. NCBI's taxonomy places the organism in Eukaryota, Fungi, Ascomycota, Pichiomycetes, Serinales, Debaryomycetaceae. The transcript has a single exon. Gene Ontology annotation, cellular component: mitochondrion. Bases 1 to 3177 code for a protein of 1058 amino acids. The record is from RefSeq and is a predicted model, not a curated record.
AUGUCUGAACCAGAAAUUCAAAACUUGUCAUUAGAAAGAACUGUUUCUAAUUCUUCUUCUGUCGUCAGUGUUAAACCAGGUUAUAUCAAUAGUCCAUUCUCAGGUAAAAAAGAUCAAUAUGAACAAGUCUUGGAUAUAUUGGAUAGUACUGGGUUUAUUCCAGAAUCAUUAAUUGAAUCAGAAGCAAGAUGGUUUUAUGAAUCAUUAGGAAUUGAUGAUGUUUUCUUUGCCAGAGAAUCCGCCAAUGGUAUCGCCAAUCAUAUUCAUUCUUUAUAUUCUUGUAAAGUUCAAGCUUUUUCCAAUGAAUUUGAUGAAACUAAAGAUGAUGCUUUGAUUCAAUAUAAAAGAGAAGCUGAAGAUCAUGCUGUUUUCUUUGAAACUUCAAAUGCCAUUAGUUCAUCUGCUUCAACCAAAUCAAGAAAUAGAUUUGAAGAAAGAAUCGAUGAUAAAUAUAUUGAUCCAUCAAAUCUUUCCUCCAGUUAUAGAGCUGAAUUCUUCAGUGCUCCUUUAAGUUAUAAAACUGAUCCAAUAUUAGCUGGGGUUUAUCAAAAGAAUAAUAAAAUCUCAAAUCAAUGGUUUAACUGUUAUUUCGUUUAUAAAAAUCAAUAUGAAUUUGAAAAUAUUUCAAAAGAUGAAACUGAUUUAAAUAAAAUUGGUGAUAGUACCUUUUUAAAAAUUGCUUCUCCAAAUACUAAACAAUUAUAUUCUGAUAUCGUUAAAAAUGUUAUUACUACUACUGGUCCAGUCAUUAGACAUUUCCCAAUUGAAGAUUCCGAAGAAUAUAGAGUGGUUAUUGGUUUCAGACAAAAAACUUCAGCAAGAUAUAGUUCUGCUUUAAGUGAUUUAGCCAAUUAUUAUAAAUUACAAACUACUCGUAAAUAUAUUGAACAAUUUGCUAAUGGUAUUACUAUCAUUUCCAUGUAUGUUACUUCAAAACAAAAGAAAUCUCCAGUUGAUUUAUCCAUUUAUCAAGUUAUUAAGGAAGCUUCAUUAUUAUAUUGUAUUCCUCAUAAUUUCUUCCAUCAUAGAUUUGUUAAAGGUGAAUUAUCCUUACAAGAAUCGGUUUAUGCUCAAUCAGGGGUUAUCUUUGUAACUCAUUUCUUAAACAGAUUAGGUCCAGAAUAUAAUAAAUUAGCUUCUUUAUUAGAUCCUUCAAAAUCAAUUCAACAUGCUGAAGUUUUAGGAAGUUUAAAGAGAAGAUUAAGAGCUGAAACUUAUACUCAAAAUUAUAUUCAAGAAGUUUUCGAUUCAAGAUCUGAUAUUGUUAGAAAAUUAUAUCGUCAAUUUGCUGAUGUUCAUUAUAUCCGUUCAUCAAUGGAAAAGACUUUAUCUUAUCAAAGACUUUCUCAAAUUACCCCAGUUGGUACUGAAGAAGAAUUUGAACAUUUAUUAAAUCGUGAAUGUUCUCAAAACGAACAUCAUGCCAUUGUUUUAAGAGCUUUAUACGUGUUCAAUAAAUCUAUCUUAAAGACUAACUUUUAUACUUCAACUAAAGUUGCUCUUUCUUUCAGAUUAGAUCCAUCUUUCUUACCAAGUUCAGAAUAUCCUGAAAAGCCAUUCGGUAUGUUCUUUGUCGUCGGUAAUGAUUUCAGAGGUUUCCAUAUCAGAUUCAGAGAUAUUGCCAGAGGUGGUAUUAGAAUUGUUAGAUCAAGAAAUGAAGAUGCCUAUAAUGUUAAUUUAAGAAACUUAUUCGAUGAAAAUUAUAAUUUAGCCAAUACUCAACAAAGAAAAAAUAAAGAUAUUCCAGAAGGUGGUUCUAAAGGUGUCAUUUUAUUAGAUCAUGGUGCUGCUCAAGAAAGACCUCAAGCUUGUUUUGAAAAAUAUGUUGAUUCUUUAAUUGAUUUAUUAUUAAAACAACAUAUUCCAGGUGUUAAGGAUUCUUAUGUUGAUUUAUAUAAUAAACCAGAAAUUUUAUUCCUUGGUCCUGACGAAGGUACUGCUGGUUAUACUGAUUGGGCUACUUUACAUGCUAGAGAUAGAGGUGCUCCAUGGUGGAGAUCUUUCUUAACUGGUAAAAGUCCUCAAAUCGGUGGUAUUCCUCAUGAUGAAUAUGGUAUGACCACUUUAUCAGUUAGAGCUUAUGUUAAUAAGAUUUAUGAAAAAUUAGGUCUUGAUGAUUCUAAAAUCAGAAAAUUCCAAACUGGUGGUCCAGAUGGUGAUCUUGGUAGUAAUGAAAUCUUAUUAUCAAGAGGUGAAAACUAUGUUGGUAUCGUUGAUGGUUCCGGUGUUAUUGCUGAUCCAAAUGGUCUUGAUAAAGAUGAAUUAAUCAGAUUAGCCAAGGCUAGAAAGAUGAUUGAUCAUUUCGAUAAAUCUAAAUUAUCUAAAGAUGGUUAUGUUGUAUUGGUCGAUGAUGCUGAUAUUAAAUUACCUCACGGUCAAAUUGUUGACAAUGGGGUUGCUUUCAGAAAUACUUUCCAUUUGAAAUUAAAGGAACAAUUCCCAGAUGGUGUUGAUUUGUUUGUCCCAUGUGGUGGUAGACCAGCUGCUAUUGAUACUCAUAAUGUUCAAGAAUUAAUUGAUGAAAAGACUGGUAAAUCAGUGGUUCCAUAUUUCGUUGAAGGUGCUAAUUUAUUCAUCACUCAAUCUGCCAAACUUAUUUUAGAAAAGGCUGGUAUUGUUAUUUUCAAAGAUGCUUCAACUAAUAAAGGUGGUGUUACUUCUUCUUCAUUAGAAGUAUUGGCCGCUUUAGCUUUCGAUGAUCAUGGUUUCUUAGCUAACAUGUGUGUUGAUUCCACCACUCAUGAAAAACCAAAAUUCUACCAAGAUUACGUCAAAGAAGUCCAAAGAGUCGUUGUUGCUAACGCUGAAGAUGAAUUCGAAGCUUUAUGGAAAUUACACGAAGAAACUGGUACUUCCUUCACCGAAUUAUCAGAUAACUUAUCAGUUAGUAUUAAUAGAUUAGGUGAUGAAUUAGCCAAUUCCAAGGAAUUAUGGAAUGAUGAUAUUGAUUUCAGAAAUGCCGUUUUACUUGAUUCCUUACCACCAUUAUUAUUAAGUGUUAUUGGUAUUGAUAGUGUUUUAACCAGAGUUCCAGAAGCUUAUUUAAGAGCCUUAUUUGCUACUCAUUUAGCUUCAAGAUUCGUUUACACUAGAGGUAUUGAUUCCAACCCUGCCAAAUUCUUAGAAUUCAUUUCUUCUAUUAGAAAAGAAUAUGUUAAGAAAGGUUUACUUAAGUGA